AUGGCUAAUUUACCCAAUGCUGGAGCACCCGCUGGUUCCCCAUCAUCGGCGGACAACCUUGAAAAUCUUCUUGCUCGUCUUUCUAUCACCCCAGAGGGCGCACGAGAAAUCGUUCGUGCCCUGGUGGCUUACGCCAACCUCGACUCGACCCAGUCCCUCACAACCACCACAACCACCUCUUCUGACUCCAUCAUCGCCGCUUCUCCCACUGUUGCCACUGGCGCAGAAACAUCUGGCCCCACUGAUGACAACGCGGACGACGAUCAACUCUCGGACACCAGUACCACCUCCCUGAUUUCACUCUCUGAUCUCGAUAGCAUCGGCCACCUCACUGCCGCCAGUUCCGCCACUUUGGUUGCCGCUUCCCUGCACAAUGUCGCUCCCCUCACAACCGAUGGGCUCAAUACUGCAGCUCCCGCCGCCAAUGCUGCAGGAGCCCAAACGGCUGUCACCGCUGGAGCCACGUCUGUGGCAGCCGCUCCUGUCGUCGCUCCCACAGCUGUCAACGUGGCCCUUCCGCUCUAUGGCGUCCUCCCGGUGAAUGCCCCAGCCAAUGCCGUCUUGCCUCCCGCACACCUCCUUGCCUUGCCGUACAGAUAUCAUGUCCCAGCUGCAAAUGCCGAGGGCCCAUUCUACGUCGUCACUCGAGGCCGCAACAUUGGUGUAUUCAAUGGCUGGGAAAACACAUCUCCUCUCGUCACCGGUGUUUCUCAUGCCGUCUUCAGUCGGGUUGCCAGUAUGACCGAAGGCCACGCUAGGAUGAACAUGGCGAUUACCUCUACUUUUGCAUUGUACCUCACUUAG
This is a messenger RNA of Laccaria bicolor S238N-H82, 804 nucleotides long. RefSeq lists its product as uncharacterized. Bases 1 to 804 code for a protein of 267 amino acids. The transcript is spliced from 3 exons. NCBI's taxonomy places the organism in Eukaryota, Fungi, Basidiomycota, Agaricomycetes, Agaricales, Hydnangiaceae. The record is from RefSeq and is a predicted model, not a curated record.